Molecule: messenger RNA, 3564 nt
Organism: Eurytemora carolleeae
Lineage: Eukaryota; Metazoa; Arthropoda; Copepoda; Calanoida; Temoridae
Product: zinc finger protein 431
Exons: 10
Coding region: 7-2262 (751 amino acids)
Biological process (GO): regulation of transcription by RNA polymerase II
Cellular component (GO): nucleus
Molecular function (GO): RNA polymerase II transcription regulatory region sequence-specific DNA binding; DNA-binding transcription factor activity, RNA polymerase II-specific
Source: RefSeq, a predicted model, not a curated record
GGGAGAAUGGCUGAAAACGUAAAGGACGAAAUAAAGAUGGAAAAUAUUGAGAUUAAAGAAGAGAUUCAGGAAGAAAUCCCUCCAUCCUCUACUGUAGAGGAUUUGUGUACUGUUUUUAUAAAGGAAGAAGAUGUAAAGAAUGAAUCUCAAGAUCUUUUCUAUGAUGGAAAUCCCCUUCGAGUUUCAGAGAGUAAAAAGAAGAGGAAAUUGGAAGUGAAAAUACAUCAGUGUGAUCAAUGUGAUUAUUCUACGACUAGAACAAGUAAUCUUAAAGCACACACUCAGAGAAAACAUUCAGAUGUAAGAUAUCCCUGUGACAAAUGUGAGCACAUUGCAACUGCUGCAAGUGACCUUAAGAAGCAUAUUGAGAUAAAACAUGAUGGAGCGAGAUAUUCCUGUCAUGAAUGUGAGUUUGCUGCAACUUCAGCACAGACUCUAAGCAUACAUAUUGAGAGUAAACAUGUAGGAGUGAGCUAUCCCUGUGAAAAGUGUGACUAUACUGCAACAUCGUCUAAGUAUCUACAAAGACAUGUUAAAAAUAAUCAUGAAGGAAUGAAAUAUUCCUGUGAUCAAUGUGAAUUUGUUUCAACUACAGUAAGGGUUCUAAAAAGACAUAUCGAAAGUAUACAUGAAGGAGUGAGAUAUCCCUGUGGUCAAUGUGAGUUUGCUGCAACUAGACCAAGUCAUCUCAGAGAUCAUAUAAAGUAUAAACACGAAGGAUUAAGAUAUCCUUGUGAUAAAUGUGAGUACGCAGCAACUUGCAGAGGUAAUUUACGAAAACAUAUUGAGAAUAUACACGAAGGAAUUAAACAUCCUUGUGAUAGAUGUGAGUUCGCUGCAGCUACAAAAAGUUCUCUCAAGAAACAUAUUGAGACAAAACAUUAUGAAAAAAUUCUCAAUGAAGAGGAUCCUCUGCUGGUUGGAUCAAAAAUAACCAAGAAAAGGAAACUAGGAGUAAUAUAUUUUUGUGAUAAAUGCGACUAUACUGCAACUUGCAGAGAUGAUCAUGGAGAUCUUGACCUUCAGAUAUCAAUGACCUCUGGAGGUCAAAAUAUGAAAUCAAUUAUUGAUGAUUUGAUUACAGAGAGAAUGGUUAAAACUGUAGAAGAAUUUAAGGAUGAAGAGUUAAAGAUGAAAAAAGAGAAAGGUUUUAUAAAGGAAGAAGUUAUAACUCCAUGUAUUGUAGAGGACACAUGUACUUUAUAUGUACAAGGAGAAGUAAUGAAGGAGGAAGAGAUUAAAGAAGAAAAUGUUUGUAUCAAGGAAGAAGUACAUUCCCCUACUGAAGAGGAUACAUGUACUGUAUAUGUAAAGGAAGAAGAUGUUAAGAUGGAAAAUACUGAGAUUAAAGAUGAAAUAGUUCUCAAUGAAGAGGAUCCUCUCCUGGUUGGAUCAAAGAUAACCAAAAAGAGGAAACUAGAAGGAGUGAGAUAUCCUUGUGAUAAAUGUGAGUACGCUGCAACUAAGUCGAAUCAUCUCAGAGAACAUAUUAAGAAUAAACAUGAAGGAGUAAGAUAUCCUUGUGAUAAAUGUGAAUAUGUUACAACUACAACCAGGGAACUUAGGAGACAUAUCGAAAGUAAGCAUGAAGGAGUGAGAUAUCCUUGUGAUAAAUGUGAGUACUCUGCAGCCAGACCAAAUCAUCUUAAAAGUCAUAAAGAGUAUAUGCACGAAGGAGUGAGGUUUUCUUGUGAUAAAUGUGAAUACGCUGCAACUUGCAGAGGUAAUCUACGAAAACAUUUUGAGAUUAAGCAUGAAGGACUAAGAUAUCCAUGUGAUGAAUGUGAAUACGCAGCAACAAGACCUAAUCAUCUUAUAAAACAUAAAGAGUAUAAGCAUAAAGAAGUGAGAUAUCCCUGUAAAAAAUGUGAUUAUGCUGCAAUGACAGCAAGUAGUCUAAAAGUUCAUAAUGAAAGCAAACAUGAAGGAGUAAGGUAUCCUUGUGAUAAAUGUGACUAUGUUGCAACUAUAGAAAGUGGUCUUAAAAGACAUAUUAAAAGUUUACAUGAAGGAGUGAGAUAUAAUUGUGAUAAAUGUGAUUACAAUUCAGCUACAGCAGGUAGUCUUAAGAUACAUAUUGGGACUAAGCACGAAGGAGUGAGAUAUCCUUGUGAUAAAUGUGAGUACGCCGCAACUACAGCAAGUAGUCUAAAAAAACACAUUGAGAGUAAGCAUGAAGGAGUUAGGCAUCCUUGUGAUAAAUGUGAGUACGCUUCAACGACAUUAAGUGAUCUUAGAAGACAUAUUAAGAGUUUACAUUGAAAAGUUAGAUAUCUGUGGGAAAAAUUUGAUUACAAUGCGGCUAGAUCAAAAGGCUAAAAAAUUAUCUUUUGUGAUCUUUCACUAAGUAUUCACAAUAAUCUGGCAACUAGACCAAAACUUGUGAGGUUUGAGAAAACACAAUCCAAGUAUAACCAUGAAGAUAUUAUGAGUAAGCACAUGAAGAAAAAUAUUUUAUGUAUAUUGAAAAAGAUAUCGUCUGGCUGAACAAUAUAAUUUUAGAUUGACUUUAUUCUUUGAUUUCAUUUAAAAAUUUAUCUAUCAACCCAAAUACUUCAUAAGAAAUUGUUUCAGAGAGAAUGACCGGAAACUUGAAAAAGGAAAUAAAGAUGGAAAAUAUUGAAAUUAUAGAAAAGAUUCAGAAAGAAGGCCGUUCAUCCUCUACUGUAGAAGAUACAUGUACUGUUUAUAUACAGGAGGAAGAUGUAAAGAAUGAAUCUCAAGAAAUAUUGGAGAAAGAGGUUAAAAUAAAAGAGGAAAAUGUUUGCAUCAUGGAGGAGGUAUCCUCUCCUUUUGUAUAUGUAGAGGGAGAAGUCAAAACUGAAAAUACUGAGAUUAAAGAUAUUCUAGAAGUACAUGAACCACAUCAUCAACCUGUUUAUUUAAAGGAAGAAGAUACAGAAAUUCGAGAGUCUGCUGCAAAUGAUAAUUAUCUUUCGUUAUCUGAACUUAAAUACACCUGUGAUGAAUGUGAAUAUUCUACUUCUAACCGUUCAAACUUGAUGGAACAUAUUGUAAGCAAACAGGAUGAAAAUCAAGUAUUUCCAUGUGAUUGGUGCAAAUUUGUAUCUAAUUCGUUGAUAAACUUGAAGAAUCAUAGAGAAAGAAUUCAUUUAAGAUCUGGAACUUCUGUAGAGAAUACAUGCACUGUAGAGGAUACGUGUACUGUGUAUGUCCAGGAAGAACAUAUUAAGAUGAAAAAUAUUGACAUCAAAGAUGAAAUAGUAAACCAAGAAGAUGAUCCUCUGCUUUGUGAGCGUCAUAAAUGUUCCUUGGGGCCAUCGCGAGUCACAGUGACAUGUGUUUUACCAAACUGCAGACCAAGAAUAGGAGGAUCAUCUUUUAGGAUUCCAGCAAAUCCAAAAAGAAAAAAAUUGUGGAUGAAAGCCCUUCAGUUAGAUAAGGAACUUCUCUUGUUAAAAGAUCCAAGAGUGUGUGAGAGGCAUUUCAAACUCUCUGAUUUUAGAAUAAAUGUCACAACCCCGAGAAAGAAAGUUUUAUAUUCCACUGCCGUGCCUUUCAUAGAAAAUUAAUUUAUGAAGUAUAAUAAAUAUUACCACGUUA